UCUCCACUUCUCACCUCCAUUGAUUCUCAUCUCGCGUUGCUCCGUUACAAAUCUCAUCUCCUCCAAUUUCUACAACAUUCCACUAUGAUUUCCAUGCCAUUCGAUUGCUGGCUCAUAAAUUUUCUCAUUUCUUCUUUCAUUUUCUCGAGAAACAAACAGUUUCACUCUCCAUUCAAUCAAACUGCCCCAUGGCUGCUCUAGCCAGCUCUCUUCUUCAGUCUUCACUCCAGAUCCGUACUUCCGAUUCUUCUUUUGGGUCUCUUUUUCCAUCUACAAUACAUCGGAUUGCACCCAGUUUCAACCUCAAGUGUUCCCGCCUCCACUCUCUGUUUUCCCUCGACGGCGGACCCAGAAGAAUUUUAUCUUUGAAAUCGGUUUCAGUCAAUGUUUACGCGGACCCUGCGUCGGCCUCUCCCUCUGUUGUUGACGAAUACCAGGCCAAGUCUGAGCUCCUUGCAUCCUUGAAGGUCAAGCUACUGACUGCGGUUUCAGGGUUAAACAGAGGUCUUGCUGCUGAUGAGGAUGAUUUACAGAAGGCAGACGAGGCUGCCAAGGAGAUUGAAGCUGUUGGGGGGCCUGUGGACCUCUCAGUUGAUCUUGACAAAUUGCAAGGAAGAUGGAAAUUGAUAUACAGCAGUGCAUUCUCAUCUCGUACUUUAGGCGGUAGUAGACCAGGACCUCCCACGGGAAGGCUACUUCCUAUUACUCUUGGUCAGGUGUUUCAGCGAAUCGACAUCAUCAGUAAAGAUUUUGAUAACAUUGUAGAACUCGAACUAGGUGCUCCUUGGCCUCUACCUCCUGCUGAAGUCACUGCUACAUUGGCUCACAAGUUUGAAAUCAUAGGGUCUGCUAAGAUUAAAAUUAUUUUUGAGAAAACGACCGUGAAAACAACUGGGAACUUGUCACAGCUUCCACCAUUAGAGGUACCUCGGAUUCCAGAUGCCUUGAGGCCUCCGUCCAACACUGGAAGUGGUGAAUUUGAAGUCACUUACCUUGACAACGAUAUUCGAAUCACCAGAGGAGAUAGAGGAGAACUCAGGGUGUUUGUUAUCUCAUAAUAUCAUCACAGGCAUGAUGAGAUUUUGUUUGCUGUAUCCUCAAGUUCAAACAUCGCCUCAAUGGAGUCAAAAUUUUACGAUCCACCAUUGUCUAUAAUUAUUAGUUUUGUUAUGGACUCUUGAUACCAACUUAUACUUUAGAGAUCAACUGGUGUAACCAUAGUCAAAAGAAAAGCACAGACUCUGGAUUUUUACAUUGUUCACUGUAAGUAGUAUCAUUGUCUUGAUCAGUUUAUUGAUCAUUCAGCUUACAAAUGUAAAAUGGUAAACUCUUUUGCCCAUCUUAUCCGCUCCGAUAAUGGCAUGUCGAAUAAGAGAGCUUUUUAGGUUCUAAAA
Messenger RNA from Cucumis sativus (cucumber), 1394 nucleotides. RefSeq names its product plastid-lipid-associated protein 6, chloroplastic. The record is from RefSeq and is a predicted model, not a curated record. The coding region runs from base 189 to 1058 and encodes 289 amino acids. The transcript has 4 exons. Lineage: Eukaryota; Viridiplantae; Streptophyta; Magnoliopsida; Cucurbitales; Cucurbitaceae.